AUGACUAAAAUGAGCCAGGAAGAACUUAAGGUGGAAUCAGAAAACAAGCUGUGUUUGGGCCAUCGGUGUGGCUGUGGUGACCUCCUGGUGGCCAUCGGCGGGUUGCCGGACCCGCUAAAUCUCACUCCAGCGAAGAGCCCUGGCUCCUCUCCUCCGGCCACGGCCACCCACCUCGCACCGAGGCGGGCCAAGCUCCGCGUCCCUCAGGCCAGCCGGCGCUUCAGCACGCUCCUCCGGGCCUCGGUCCGCGACGCAAGCGGGCACAUCCUUGCGAUAAUUACUGUAAAACACGGUAAUAAGCAGCUGUCAGCGUCAGCCGAGCCCCGCUUCUGGGUUUUGCCUACUUUCCGCACCAGCGCCAAGUUCAACCCCAUCCUCGCCGGACCCUACCCCGGGAAUCUCUCCGAUUACCAUCAUGAGAUAUAUAAGAUCUCUGACUACAGCAAUGAUGUUAAUGGGGAGACCAAAGAAACACAACCAGUUUUUUUAGGAGAUGAAAGCCGGGAAAUUAAAAAACAAAUUACAGGGAUGAGAAGAUUACUGAAUGACAGCACUGGAAGAAUCUAUCAACGAGUUGGCAAAGAAGGAGAAAAACUGAAGGAGGAGCCCCAAGAUUUAGACUUAGCCUGGGCCCAGCGCCUGAAUUCCCCUGCAGAGUCCCAGGCGAGCCUUCAUCCUUCACAGAGCGGUGCAUGGAAUGAAUUAUCACCCCAAGCUAGCCAUUUUUCGGGGCAAUACGGAACUCGAUCCAAAACGUUCCAAAAUCAAACGCGAACUGUGGCAUCCAAUGGAGAAAUCCCAAUGGUGAAUUCAUCAAUUGGACCAAACUGCUGUACGUGUAAUUGCCAGUCAACCCUGCAGGCUAUUCUUCAAGAGCUCAAGACCAUGCGAAAAUUAAUGCAGAUUCAAGCAGUUGGGACUCAAAACAGACAGCAGCCUCCUGUUCCUCUCAUUUGUGCGCAGAAGUCAACAAUAUCAAGAAAGAGAAAUAAAAAGAAAAAACUGCCCCUCAAAACUAUUGAACCAAUUUCCAUGAAUAAGAAACCCGGCGCUGCAGAGAAUGAAAAGAAGCUAUCAGCAAACUCGGAACGAUCAAGUCUGCAAGCAGUUGAACCCCCCCUAAAACCAGAAACCCCUGUUUCAGGAUUUGGAAUUAUCCUUGAAUCUGCUUCAUCGGAUCCAGAAGUGCAACUUGCAGAAGGUUUUGACGUCUUCAUGCCGAAAUCUCAGCUGGACUCUAUAUUAUCAAACUAUACUCGCUCAGGAAGUCUGCUCUUUAGGAAGCUGGUCUGUGCAUUUUUUGAUGACAAGACUUUGGCUAACUCUUUACCAAACGGCAAAAGGAAAAGAGGGCUCAAUGACAACCGGAAAGGACUAGACCAAAACAUUGUGGGUGCAAUAAAAGUCUUCACAGAAAAAUACUGCACUGCUAACCAUGUGGAUAAACUUCCUGGUCCUAGGGACUGGGUCCAGAUUCUUCAGGAUCAAAUUAAACUUGCAAGAAGACGAUUAAAAAGAGGCUCAGCAGAGGCAACUGACUGUGAUGAGAAGCCGGACAUUUCUCUACUACAAACAGGUAACCUUUUCGACACCACAACAGAUCAUCUGAUAGACGCAAACCCAGAUUUUUCAGCUUGAAUUUCACAUCCUGCAUCAGUGUUUUUAUUGGAUAGAAACAUCCUCUCCUUUGAAUAAUGUUCCCACAAGAUCGGCGCGAGAACUUCAGUGUACUGCAAGGUGUGGACGUCCAUACCAUUUUCCCUUCAAGUUUGUGUUGUGUCAUGCAUUUUCCAUGUAACCUCAAAUAACGAAACCACCAGAUUGCUUCACUGUUCUUCAUCUUAAUUAAAGAUGAUUUCCCUCCGUAUCCAAUGCAUUAUUUAAUUAGCGGGGUAUCCACUCUGAAGGCAUUCUCUUGCCUUUGUUUUUCCUCCACGAUUGUAUUUUUCCAUGUGAUUGUAUCCUUGCCAGCAGUGUUUUGUCUUAAGCCACACAGAGG
Molecule: messenger RNA, 1999 nt
Organism: Charadrius vociferus (killdeer)
Lineage: Eukaryota; Metazoa; Chordata; Aves; Charadriiformes; Charadriidae
Gene: BEND7
Product: BEN domain containing 7
Exons: 10
Coding region: 1-1638 (545 amino acids)
Molecular function (GO): DNA binding
Source: RefSeq, a predicted model, not a curated record